GAAACAAAGACAAAUGAAACAGAUAAAUAAUAAAAAGGAAAGAAGAGUGAGGAAAGAAAGAAAUGGUGAAAAGGGGUUUUUUGGGCUGAAUUUCAGAUCCGCAGAGGCAGAGGACGAAAACAGAUGCAAAACAAACCUUACAGACAAACAACAAAUCAGAUUUUCACCUUUUCCUUUUCCUGAAAUCAAUGGCUGAUAACCAAGACCCGGCGCCGCCACUCCCCCCGUCCACGUCGUCACCACCGCCCUCUUCAUCCCUACCUUCGAAAUCGACCGCUCUUUCCCUUCCUACACGCCCUACCAUCACUCUCCCACCCCGUUCCACCAUGGAAACGAUCUUCAAUGGUGCUGGUGGCGGGCUGGCCGGGCUCGGCUUCAGUCCGGGACCCAUGACCCUCGUCUCCAGCUUCUUCUCCGACAACGACGAGUGCAGGUCCUUCUCUCAGCUCCUUGCUGGCGCCAUGGCUUCCCCCGCGGCUAUUCCCUCACAACUCCUUCGCCAGAGCUUCCCAGCGCCGGGUGAAUUAAAUUCCACUGGCCGAGAUGACGAUUUUCGGUUCAAGCAGAAUCGGCCGCCGGGUUUGGCGAUUGCUCAGCCACAGUUUUUUACGGUUCCGCCGGGGAUGAGCCCCGCCGGCUUGCUGGAUUCGCCGGGGCUGUUCUCACCGGGUCAGGGGUCCUUUGGAAUGACACACCAGCAGGCUCUGGCCCAGGUCACAGCUCAGGCUGCACAAUCCCAUUCCCAUUUGCAUGUCCAAACCGACUAUCCAUCUUCAUUAUCAACAGCACCUACUACAUCAUCAGCACAGCUUUCAACCUUUACUACCAAUACAACUGCACAUCAGCAGGGCCCCUCAAUACCAGACUCUGUUGUCGCAGUGAAUGAAUCGUCUGAUUUCUCCCAUUCUGAACAGAGAUCCCAACUUUCUUCAUUUGCUGCUGAUAAGCCUGCUGAGGAUGGCUACAACUGGCGGAAAUAUGGGCAGAAGCAGGUGAAAGGUAGUGAAUUUCCUCGUAGUUACUACAAAUGCUCCCAACCAAAUUGUCCUGUCAAGAAAAAGGUUGAGCGCUCUCUUGAUGGCCAAGUAACCGAAAUAAUUUACAAGGGCCAGCACAACCAUCAACCGCCCCAAAACAAUAAGCGUGCAAAGGACACUGGAAAUCCCAGUGGAAAUUCAACUAUUCAGGGGAAUCCUGGCUUAGCCUCUCAAGUUCAAAGUGGGACUUUAAACAAAUUGAAAGAAGGUAUAGCUCCUUGUUCAAUGUCACAGAAGGACCAGGAAUCUAGCCAAGCUACACCUGAACACUUAUCUGGGACAAGUGACAGCGAGGAAGUGGGUGAUGCUGAAACUGGAGUAGAUGAAAAGGAUGAAGAUGAACCCGACCCAAAGAGACGAAGUACAGAGCUCAAGGUUUCAGAGCCUGCUUCUUCACAUAGGACUGUUACGGAACCUAGAAUCAUUGUGCAGACAACUAGUGAAGUGGAUCUUUUAGAUGAUGGGUAUAGAUGGCGAAAAUAUGGACAGAAGGUUGUCAAAGGAAGUCCCUAUCCAAGAAGCUAUUACAAAUGCACAACCCCAGGAUGUACCGUCCGUAAGCACGUCGAGAGGGCUUCAACAGAUCCAAAAGCUGUCAUUACAACAUAUGAGGGUAAACAUAAUCAUGACGUACCAACUGCUAAAACUAGCAGCCAUAACACAGCGAACAGCAUAGCAUCACAGCGAAAACCAGACAAUGUGGCAGUCGAGAAGCAUGCCUUAACUAACAAGAUGGGUCUUAGGAACAAUAACGAUCAACAGCAGAUAGCGCGAUUACGUUUGAAAGAAGAGCAGAUAACAUAGUUUCUGCGUUGUGAAUGUGAAGAGCAGUGGGUGACAGACAGAUGGCAUGAAAUUUUGCCAUUAACAGGCAAACGCUGCCAAGUUAACUUUCAUUAGAUCGGCCAUAGUUUUGAGGAAGCCCCACCUCUAUCCAAACAGCCAUAUACAAAAGAAUGGAACUAGGAAAGAAGACGGAGAAGUCAGUUCAAAACAAAACUUGCCUGGAUUAAUACAGUAACUGAUCUUGUUGUAUGUAAAACUAGUGUAAGAAGCAAUAUCUUAUUGAAAUUAUACCUUUCUGUGCAUUCUUUUGUACAUGGAAAUACAUGUAAUUUUAUUCUA
Messenger RNA from Juglans microcarpa x Juglans regia, 2162 nucleotides. RefSeq names its product probable WRKY transcription factor 4. The transcript has 4 exons. Lineage: Eukaryota; Viridiplantae; Streptophyta; Magnoliopsida; Fagales; Juglandaceae. Gene Ontology annotation, molecular function: DNA-binding transcription factor activity; sequence-specific DNA binding. Gene Ontology annotation, biological process: regulation of DNA-templated transcription. Bases 189 to 1841 code for a protein of 550 amino acids. The record is from RefSeq and is a predicted model, not a curated record.